This is a messenger RNA of Tripterygium wilfordii, 2041 nucleotides long. Its product is annotated as growth-regulating factor 7-like. The transcript has 4 exons. Bases 140 to 1531 code for a protein of 463 amino acids. Gene Ontology annotation, molecular function: ATP binding. Gene Ontology annotation, biological process: developmental process; regulation of DNA-templated transcription; DNA-templated transcription. The record is from RefSeq and is a predicted model, not a curated record. NCBI's taxonomy places the organism in Eukaryota, Viridiplantae, Streptophyta, Magnoliopsida, Celastrales, Celastraceae. Gene Ontology annotation, cellular component: nucleus.
GAAAGGAAAAAAAGGUUGCUUUACUAUUGAGUAUGGAUCAUCAUGGGUAUAACGUCUUAGACAUCAGCCAAAGAAGGCCUUGUGAGAACUAGUAGGAGGAGGAGAGAAGGUCAUAAAUACUACUGUUGAUGAAACCAAUAUGAUGAUGAAUAUGGUCCAUCAUCGUGAUAAUCACCACCGUCCAUUAAUCCAAUCCUGUAUGCCUAAUACUGGUGAUGGUGAUGGUGAUGGUGAUGGUCCCGCAUUUAACAGCAGUAAUAUAUACGAUGUUGUUGUUGAUGCUGGUGGUUUUGGUGCCGUUGCUGUUGCUGCUAGUGAUGGUGCAGUUGGUGUAAGAACUUUGCAGUUCAAAUCCUCUGGAGACAUGGCAGCAGCUUUGGGGUAUUCUUUUACAAAUGCACAGUUGAUGGAGCUUGAGAGACAAGCAAUGAUAUACAAGUACAUGGUGGCCUCUAUUCCUGUGCCUCCUCAACUUCUCUUUCCCAUAACUUACUCAGACCCAUCUCCACCCUACUCUUCCUGUGGCCUUAAUCGGAGGUUGUCAAAUGGGACAGAUCUUGAGCCGGGAAGGUGCAGGAGAACAGAUGGGAAGAAAUGGAGGUGCUCAAGAGAUGUGGCGCCUGACCAGAAGUACUGUGAGCGUCACAUGCACAGAGGUCGUCCCCGUUCAAGAAAGCAUGUGGAACUUCAAGCCAACAAGAAGACUCGCUAUAGUUCUAAUCUUUCUGUCAACAGCACCAGUACUAGUGGUAGCUCUGCAUCUCAGUUCGUUGGAGCUGUUUCAGAGGCAUUUCCCCAAACACCUUUGUUAACUGAUAAAACCAGUGAUAAAGCUCCCAACUUUAACGAUUACAGGAGCUUGGAUUGGAUGAUCAUAAAAGACUCAACAAGUGAUCGACAAUGGCUUCAUAAUACCAAUAUAGGAGCACACACGAACAUCUCUCUUCUCAACCAAGCGCCUCUGGAUCUGAAUAUGUAUACAGAUUUCAGUGUGAGUGAAGAUCAUCAUCAAAAAAUUAAUAAUUAUGAUCAUCAUCACCAUUUGUUUCCUGGUGUGGAGUCUUCUCUGGAGAGAGGACUCGCCGAGAGCCCUGGAGACUUCAUCGAUGCCUGGUCUGAGGGACCCAAUAAGAACAACUCCAUUUCCUCAAAUGGGAACUUCUCACUUUCCUCUUCACUCACGCUAUCAAUGGCCGCUCAUAACUCCAUGAAUGACGAGAUGGGCCAGAUCCUUAUGGGGCUAGGCCUUAUAGAAUCGGGCCAGGGCCAACCCACUUCAUGGGUGGCCUCCACACCUCGUGGCCCAUUAGCAGAGGUACUAAGACCUAGCAUCAUUGCCGGAAAUGGAGAUUCUAGCAGCCCUCAGGCGACCUCUGUGUCCUCUCCAUCUGGGGUUAUUCAGAGAACAAUCGCUUCAUUAUCCGACAGCAGUGGGAGUAGCAGCCCAACAACAUUGACCAGUUCAUCCAGGACCAGACCUGAAAUUGCAUUGAUGUGGGUGGAUCAAGAGAAAUUAGGUUCUUGUGGUUGAGUUCUUAGAGUGCUUCGUUUGAUUCUUAUGUGUUUUCCUUUUCGGGUUUGCAGUAAUGAUUUGUUUUCUUGGUGUGGUCAUUUGAAACAGCUUUUUAGGUGUUGUAUUGUUUAUAAAUUCCAAAGGUUGAGAAUGAAUCUGAAUUCUGAAGUCUGUGGACUAGAAUACAAGAAUGUAUGUCUUGAUUUUAUAAGCGUUGUACAGGUAUUGCUCUUGAUUUCAAUAUGGUUCCCGUUGUGAUUGGCAGGCAGGGGUAUUAGGGUGGUUGGGAAAGGAGGUUUUGGAGGUGAGGUUGGGGAGGGUUCAAAAUGGUAGUUGGGGAAGUUAGAGGUGAAAGUGGGGAACCCUCCUCACCUAGUUGAGAUGGAGAGUGACGUUUGGGCUAAGGCAACUGUUUUCUGUGUUACAUUUUCAUGGAUUAAGGCUUUACUUUCGAAUACGUAUAUUUGUAAACCUGCUAAAUUACUAGAAACAAUGUGCAAUUUUUGUGUAUAUUCAAAGUCUUUUGAG